AUGGCGUCCAUCCAGUGCGCUCUGAUGGUGUUGCUGAUAUGCCUGAGUCAGGACCACAUGGGCAGGCAGUACUGUGACUCUCCACUGCAUCCUGAACCCUUUUGGUGUCAUGCAGAAGGUCAUGAUUACGAAAUUCAUCUGAGCGUGCUGGAUGAGGGAGGGAAAGAGCUAAAGAACAACAGUAAUGACCGAGCACGCUGUAAGAUCCAGCUAACCGUGGAGCUCAGAGAUCCAAACACCACUCACACUCAGAGGACUUGGAGAUGCCAGAUAACUGCACGAGGGCAUGUUCGGACCUCUGCCACCUACACCAUUAGAGUUAAAGUACCAGACUCCACUCCAGCAUCCCUUACAGACUCAUCAGUUCCAGACUCGACUGCAAGCUCUACUACCUCAUCAGUCUUCCCAGAUGUUGUUCUGAUUGCUGGAGUUGCCGCCUCUGUUUCUCUGCUGUCUGCUGCACUGCUGGUGGUUGUGGUGAUACACAAGAGAAGGACAAAUGCAAGAAAAGAACACAGAUCGAGUCAAAGCGUUUCAUUAAUCCAUUCCGCCAUCCAGUCUGCUCUGCCACCAGUCCCCUCAGAGGAAGAGGAAGGAGCUGAUCUGCACUAUGCAGCCUUGCAGCACCUCAACCCAACUCCAGCUGGGCCUUCUGCAAAGCAGUCUAAGGACACUGUGACCUACAGCGCCAUAGAGCAUUUCAGAAGCAGAGUAGUGGACCCUGAUGCUGUGUGCACAGAUGUCCAGAAGCAGAACCAUAAGCAGAACCGGACCAAUGCUAAGAUGGACUCUGAGGACACUGUGACCUACAGCGCCAUUAAGCUGCACAGCAGCAGAACAGUGGGCCCUGAUACUGUGUAUGCAACGACCCAGAAGGAUGCCAUGAUACAACAUUAACACAGAGUCACACUGACACAUACACACACACAGACAGACAGACAGAUAGAUUGAUAGACAGAUAUACAGACACACACACCUAUGUCUUAUGGGAGUUACAUUUCCCUGUGUGUGUGCAGUGUUUGAGAAAACCAGAUACCAAAACCUAUGUCUUACAUUUCCCUGUGUGUGCAGUGUUUGAGAAAACCAGAACUGGUUUUAAAUGGUUACGGUUUUAUAUUCUGUGGAUUUACUGGACUAGACUCUAGUCUUUGGACCCAGUCUUCUCUGUGUUUAUCGCAAGCUACCACUGCAGCUGACUCUCUGUUGGUGCGACAUUGAUUAUAUUAAAAUA
Alosa sapidissima (American shad) is the source of this 1231-nucleotide messenger RNA. RefSeq lists its product as uncharacterized. The record is from RefSeq and is a predicted model, not a curated record. The transcript is spliced from 9 exons. The coding region runs from base 1 to 897 and encodes 298 amino acids. Lineage: Eukaryota; Metazoa; Chordata; Actinopteri; Clupeiformes; Clupeidae.